Molecule: messenger RNA, 459 nt
Organism: Vairimorpha ceranae
Lineage: Eukaryota; Fungi; Microsporidia; Nosematidae
Product: myosin regulatory light chain smooth muscle isoform
Exons: 1
Coding region: 1-459 (152 amino acids)
Cellular component (GO): myosin II complex; cytoplasm
Molecular function (GO): calcium ion binding; myosin heavy chain binding
Source: RefSeq, a predicted model, not a curated record
AUGCAGAGACGUACGAAACGACAGAGCUCAAACAUUUUUCAUAUGCUUGGGAAAAACCAAAUUGUAGAACUAAGAGAAACAUUUAAUAUUCUGGAUGAAAAUAGUGACGGUACAAUAACAAAAGAUGAUUUAGAAUCAUUUUUAAAUUCAAUAGGCACCCCAUUUAGUGAGAAAGAGAUUGAAGCAAUGAUGGCUGAGAUGGGAGAAGGAUUCUCUUUUAUGACUUUUAUUACAAUGAUAGGAGAGAGAUUAAGUGCAACUGAUAAUGAAGUAGAAAUUUACAAAGCAUUGAAAGAAUUUGAGAACGAAGCAGAUUUGAGAAAAGGGUUAACAGAAGGAGAUAAUAGUUUGUCUGAUAGCGAUGUAGACAUUCUUUUCAAAGGAUGUAUUGAAGAUGGCAAAUUGAACAUUAAACAUUUGGCGAAAAAGAUCAAAUAUGGUGAAGUGCUUAAUGAAUAA